Molecule: messenger RNA, 1961 nt
Organism: Thalassophryne amazonica
Lineage: Eukaryota; Metazoa; Chordata; Actinopteri; Batrachoidiformes; Batrachoididae
Product: transient receptor potential cation channel subfamily M member 1
Exons: 5
Coding region: 78-1961 (627 amino acids)
Biological process (GO): calcium ion transport into cytosol; protein tetramerization
Molecular function (GO): calcium channel activity
Source: RefSeq, a predicted model, not a curated record
UCAUCUUCACUGACUGUAACACCUUCUUUAUACUUUUGUGCAACAAUGUUUUGGGGGGAUUUCUCAAAGUCUAUGCAAUGGAAAUUAAUCCUCCUUGUGGUGAGCAUUUGUACGAUGAGGAUGGAAAGAGACUUCCUCCGUGUAUCCCCGGUGCUUGGCUCACACCUGCCAUUAUGGCCUGUUACCUCCUCGUGGCAAACAUCCUCCUGGUCAACUUGCUCAUUGCAGUUUUCAACAACACCUUCUUUGAGGUUAAGUCCAUUUCCAAUCAGGUGUGGAAGUUCCAGAGAUAUCAGCUGAUCAUGACCUUCCAUGACCGUCCCAUCUUGCCUCCACCUCUCAUCAUCUUCAGUCACCUCUACAUCCUCUUCAGCAGGCUGUUCCGCCGGUGUGCCAAGAAGCAAGAGGGCGAUUCAGAUGAGAAGGACCGAGGCCUCAAGCUGAAACUGAAUCCAGAGGAGCUAAAAAAUUUGUAUGAGUUUGAAGAACAAUGUGUGGAGGAAUAUUUUCGGGAGAAGGACGAUGAGCAGCAGUCCUCAAGUGAUGAACGUAUCAAGGUUACUUCAGAAAGAGUUGAGAAUAUGUCCAUGCGACUGGAGGAGGUCAACGAGAGGGAGAAUACUAUGAAGGCUUCCUUACAGACGGUGGAUCUGCGUCUGGCGCAACUGGAAGAAAUCCAUGGACGCAUGGCAGUCGCCCUGGAAAAACUUGCAGGGGUGGACAAGCAAGAGCUGACCAGAACUUACUCGAGAAAUUCUUCUGUGUACGACCCCUCCACCCUCCACCGCCAGGGCAGCAUUAAUAGCACUGAUGGCUACAGCCUGUACCGCUUCCAUAUGGACAUGGAAGAGUUUGCAACAAAGCAGAGGGACACCGAUGAACUUGGAAAGUGUAGCCUGGAAAGACAGAAGAGCUUGCGGCAAGCCUCCAGCAUUUGUGCACUCAACACCAAAGAGAGCGGUCACAUGCUUGAUGUCGGUGGCCUGGAGAGAACGCGACCUGGUUCCUGUGUGGAUAUUUUAAUAUCACCGUGUGAGCAAAGACCUAUUUCUGCAGCAUCAAGCCAAGACACCAUGUCCUACAAUGUGUCAGACAAGCAGUUAGACAGACUAAAGCCUUUCUCCCCUCCAAAAAGAACUAAGUCACUGAGACACUAUCCAGCUGAAGACCAAACAACAUCUCCUUUGACAAAGAGGAGGACAAUGAGCACCAUUAUUAUCAACCCUCCAGAUGAACCUGACCAAGCAAACAAAUGCACAACACAACUGCAGCUCGAAUCCUCCUCUUCUCCAAAUCGGACUAAAUCUUUGAGGCAUUUACCUUCUGAAACACAAAGCACUUUGCCAACCAUGAAGAGAGCAAUGAGCACCAUCAUCUACAAACAAACUGAGGGAGGCAAUGAUGUUCUGCCAGCUGCAAACUACAGUUCACUGGCCGAACAUGUAACAACAACAGUAAAUCAGUGGCCAACAAAUGUGGAACAUCAGGUGUACCCUGCAGUUUUUGGGCAAAUGCCCAAAGUAUCAGUGGUCAGAACUCUUUCUGAACAGUAUCAGAGUCCUACUGCCCAAGCAGACCCUAAAAUAUGUGGUGUUUUAGAAAGUAACAAAACAUUUCCAAUAAAAGGACAACUGGAAGACAACACAAAGAUGAGAGCACAGAGGAGCCCGUCAGAUAACACAGAGUAUCUGACUGUCACUGAUAAAUGGUAUUUGCCAUCGCAGAGGUCCCUGAGCUGGAAUGCCAGUGAGAGGAAAGCGAAGACUUCGAUAAGUAGCAAGGAGCCGACAGCCUCUAGCAGUGAGAGAAACCUGCUCGAAGCCUGCGGCAUGUCAACUGCCAAACCGAAAGAUGAGGGAAAGACAACUGGGAAGGAAAAUAAUGCUGCACCAAAUAGAGUCCUGAGGAGACACAGAAGAAAAUUAAAUGAGAAUUUAAUGCUACAACAUGCAGAACUAUGA